UCUUCUCGAGCCAUUAUUUUGUCCUCAAGCGACUGAACGGGCAGGACGCGUCGUGAAAUGAAUUAAAAAUAUCAAACUCAGAAGGGAUAUUAUUCUCUUUGUCCACUACCGCGGACACAAAUGGAGUGUAUCGGUCAGUAACUCGGUAGUAGCAGGGCUGUUGGCUCCUCCGCUGGACUUGGAGGCCGAAGACGGAGUGACAGCCCCGUUAAAAGAAGCAGCAGCCUGGGUGUUUAUCUUGUUGGCUAGCCACCUAGCUAGCUAGCUUCAUAAACAGCGACGAGGGCAGGAAGAAUACUUAGCGGACAUAUCGCUAACCUCUGAAGGAGACAACAGUGUCCUUCCUUGAAGCAUUCUAAGCGAAAGAAGACAUGGCACACCUACGGGACAUGCAGAACCAGAAUACCCGGCUGGAUCCCGAAGAGUACUUCACCAAGCAAGAGCGCAUUGGGAAGGGAUCCUUCGGAGAGGUCUACAAAGGUAUCAACAACCGCACAAAAGAGGUGGUGGCUAUUAAAAUCAUUGACCUGGAGGAGGCGGAGGAUGAGAUCGAAGACAUUCAGCAGGAGAUCACAGUGCUGAGUCAGUGUGACAGUCCGUUUGUGACCAAAUAUUACGGCUCAUACCUGAAGGGGACCAAACUUUGGAUUAUCAUGGAAUAUUUAGGUGGAGGAUCUGCUUUGGAUCUGCUGCGUCCAGGGCCUCUUGAAGAGACGUACAUUGCCACCAUAUUGCGGGAGAUCCUUAAGGGCUUGGAGUAUUUGCACUCUGAAAGGAAGAUUCACAGAGAUAUUAAAGCUGCCAACGUGCUCUUGUCAGAGCAGGGCGAUGUGAAGCUGGCAGAUUUUGGGGUGGCUGGACAGUUGACAGACACUCAGAUUAAGAGGAACACAUUUGUGGGCACGCCCUUUUGGAUGGCGCCGGAAGUCAUCAAACAGUCGGCCUACGACUUCAAGGCUGAUAUUUGGUCGCUCGGCAUCACAGCCAUUGAGCUGGCGAAAGGCGAACCUCCCAACUCUGACUUACACCCCAUGAGGGUCCUCUUCCUUAUCCCCAAAAACACUCCACCCACGUUGGACGGACCUUACAGCAAGCCUUUCAAAGAGUUUGUGGAGGCAUGUCUGAAUAAAGACCCCCGUUUUAGGCCAACAGCCAAAGAGCUGCUCAAGCACAAGUUCAUCACGCGUUACACCAAGAAGACGGCCUAUCUGACAGAGCUCAUCGACCGGUACCGCCGCUGGAAGUCUGAGGGUCACGGGGAAGAGUCCAGUUCUGAUGACUCUGAUAUGGAUGGCGAUGGUGAUGUGGAUUCAUGCCCCAUGUGGACAUUCCCCACCGUCAGACCAAGCUCCAUGAAUAAGUUACAGAAGGGCUACACACACACCGACUCAGAGUCGGGGGAUUCAGUGAAAAGGCAACCCAAGUCACAGUGCCUGUCCUCCUUGGUCACACCCAUCUUCAGAGAAUUGAAGGAGAAGCGGCGAGCGAGCGGCGGCGGAGUUGGGGCCAUUGAGGAACUCGAGAACGCCUUCAACCUCGCAGAAGAAUCCUGUCCCGGCAUCUCUGACCGCCUUGUCACACACAUGAUGGAGAGAGUGUGCAGGUUUUCUUUAAACGGUAACACCACGCCAUCUUCGCGAUGAAACCCCACCCCCUUUUGUCUUCUAAACCUGUCCAAGAAGUCAGACAAGGACCUCAGCACCCCCAGGACUCCCUUCUGCUUUUAAAACCUCCCCCAGAUCUUUUAUGUAGUUAAAUAUUUUUACAGUUUUUUCUUUCAGAGCGGAGAGUAUUUAAGACAAAAAAGCCAUGAAAGUUAGCACGUUGUGUAUACCUGUUAGCCUGAAAAGGGUAUAAUAAAUUUAAUGGGAAAAAGUCUUAUGUCUUUUUUAAUUACACAAGCUGCAUUUUAGUAGUUAUCCACAAAGGUAAAAUUGGGACACUUUUGUCAGCAGGCGUGACUAGUGACCUGUUGAUUGAGAGCUGGUAGACACUGACAUUGUUAUAAGCAGACAUGAACUUAUUUGACCGUUGAGUUUGUGAUAAAGUAAUAAGGCUUUUGUUGUAAGGUGUUUUACAUUUUAGAGUCCUGGACGAAGGGUAAAGACAUGCAUAGCCCAGUUCAUAUUGGCAAAUAACCUUUAUUACAACAUUUUGCAUCAAGAACUAUAUUUGGUACUUUAAUAUUGGAUUACAAAGCGCUCAAAGAGGAAUGUCAGGAGCUCACAUUUUGGCUGGUGAGGGAAUUAAUUGUCAUGAAUACGUUCAUUGGUGCCUUGAAUUAGACACAAUAGUACAAGUGAAAACACUUGACAUGAGGGACAGAAGAGAGUAAAGACCUUCACAUGAAACAAGUAUGCAGUGGUCAACCGCAUCUCAACUGACUUUCCUUCAUUUGUACAUAAUAGUUUUGAGUAAUGUCCAACUUCACAGGUAAGAGGGAUGCACAACGGGAAGGCCCCAACACAACAAACACCCUUCACUGGAACUCAAGAUUUGUCUCUAGAGUUGCAUGCAUGUGGGUAACGACAUCAGUAACAUCACGGCACACUGGCGUGGCCUCUUCUAGACCGAGGGUGGGGAUACUCUCACAUAGAAAGUCCAUUUAGACAAAGUUGUUUCUUUGACUCUCACAGUGAAGCUCUGUCAUGGAGCAAGUAUGUGCUUGUGGAUGGCAACAAGAAUGAUCAUGUCAUGUUUGUUUUUGUAUUAAAAGUAAUAUUCAUA
Molecule: messenger RNA, 2727 nt
Organism: Doryrhamphus excisus (bluestripe pipefish)
Lineage: Eukaryota; Metazoa; Chordata; Actinopteri; Syngnathiformes; Syngnathidae
Gene: stk25b
Product: serine/threonine kinase 25b
Biological process (GO): protein phosphorylation
Cellular component (GO): cytoplasm; Golgi apparatus
Molecular function (GO): protein serine/threonine kinase activity; ATP binding
Source: RefSeq, a predicted model, not a curated record